GCUGGUUGUUUGUCAUCACGUGACUGUCCGUGAACCACUAACCCAUAAUCCAGGCCGAAACCUCAAAUACAGUCAGUUGGACGAAGGUAUUAAAUUCCUUUUUCAGUUGGAAAAACGCCCAGUUUGCUUGUUCACUCUGAACCUUAACAAGAAAUGGAAACCACCAAUACUUUUGGAUCUGCCAGGACAGUAGUUGAAGAGAGAGAACAACUGUCUGCGGAAAAUGAUGAAAAAGGAAACAGUGACCCAGAAAAACUCCUGCUGUGUCCUUUUGAUAAAAAUCACCUAAUCCGCACCUGCCGCUUCCCUUACCAUCUGAUCAAGUGCAGGAAGAAUCAUCCCAAGCUGGCCGCAGAGCUAAAAACCUGCCCAUUCAAUGCUUGCCACCUAAUUCCUCCACACGAGCUGGCUCACCAUACGGAGACCUGUGCCCACAGGGUCACCGUGGACCCGAAAGUUACAAGCACAGAUGACUGUACAGGAUGGGAGGUUCCAAUCACUGCAUGGGUGAAUCCAGACAUGACCGAGGACUGGGACAAAGAAAUAGAGGACAAGGGUAUUGCAUUUGUGUGGGGUGCUGAUCUUGUGUUGAGACAAAUGUGUGGUGUUGAAGGUGUGGCUCCUGUUGGACCAGAGCUGAUGUAGACAACCUUUAAAAGCACCAGGCUGGACAUCCAGCCCUAGAGAAGGGAGCUCUGCAUGACUUCAGUUCAGCUCGGCUCUCUUCUCCAUUUCAGUCUAACCUGUGUUGAGCAGACGUGCUUUGUAGAGUUCUGUGUUGUCUUUGUGUAGUGGCCCACUCUGAAUAAUUUCUGUUUAGUGUAAGUAAAAAGUGAAGCUGUAGGGAUGAAUGGCCAUUCUCUCUAGUACUCAUUUUCUCCUGUUUAUGUUGGUCCAGCGAGGUUAGUGGUUGUCUUUGUUUUCCCUUUUCUUUUGGUUCAGGUAAGAUUUUUUUAUUUUUUUCCUGGGGUUAGAUGGGUUAAAGUUUUGUUUGUUGUUUUGGCAGUGGUUCACCCUGAAGCCUUUUUGCUUCACAUCCUAAAGUUGAUGUUUUAUCAGUUGUCUUGUAAAUUAAUUGGACUCUGCAUAGAGCCAGACUUUAGGUUUGUUUGGUUGUCUGGAAUCGUUCAUCUGGAUCCCCUAGAAAGGGCAGAACAGUCUUUCAGCAUUUUUACACUUUUUGUUUUUUUUGUUUUUUUUAAUUUCAUUUCUGGACACAGUUUGGACAUGCAUGACCUGUUUUUUCUGUAUUUACAGGAAAGAAGCAAACCCUUCCAAGCAUUUUGAUCUCAAAUUUGGAGCCACCAAUACUCUCCCCUGGGAUUCUAGCAAUCAUUAAUUCUAGCAUGUUGCAGCUUGUAUAGUAUGUAGUGGAUUUUCUAACAUCCAAUUGAUGCAAACAUGUCUUUCUGUUUUGGUUCCAAGUUGCAUUAUUUGUGUUUAUAUGUGUAUAUUUUGAUGAUUGCAAAUGCAAAUUAUCACCACCUGUUAUAUGCUAAGCCUACUUCACGCAGCUUCUGACGUUCUUGAAUCCCUUUCUGGUUGGCUGUUUUGUUAUAAAGAUCUUAAACUGUUCA
This is a messenger RNA of Oryzias latipes (Japanese medaka), 1577 nucleotides long. Its product is annotated as gametocyte-specific factor 1. Lineage: Eukaryota; Metazoa; Chordata; Actinopteri; Beloniformes; Adrianichthyidae. The record is from RefSeq and is a predicted model, not a curated record.